Colletotrichum godetiae is the source of this 553-nucleotide messenger RNA. RefSeq lists its product as uncharacterized. Gene Ontology annotation, biological process: regulation of transcription by RNA polymerase II. Gene Ontology annotation, cellular component: nucleus. Lineage: Eukaryota; Fungi; Ascomycota; Sordariomycetes; Glomerellales; Glomerellaceae. The coding region runs from base 71 to 427 and encodes 118 amino acids. The transcript has 2 exons. The record is from RefSeq and is a predicted model, not a curated record.
CAAUGAUGAGACAUCGGAACAUUCUUUUGUCGGCAAGGAACCCCCAAAGGGCUUGGUAGACUUCCCCAACAUGGAGGAAGGACACGUUACUAUACAGAAGGAAUUUGAAGAGGAGGAUAUACCCCUUCGAGAGGAUGAGAACUUCUGGUACGGAUUCUAUUUCUGCACUUGGCCUGGUUGUGAUCAUUCAUUUCUCACACCUAGCGCAAGGCGGAAGCAUUUCAGGCUCCACUUCAAGCCCGUUCUCUGUCUUGCGUGUCCAAAGAGAAUGGCCUGGCAGAGAGAUAUGCAGAAGCAUUACGAUACCCAUUUCAAGCGGCCGCGUUAUCGGUGCCGAUGUGGGAAAGAUUACACCAGGAUGGAUAAUCUCAAGAAGCACAUCAAGAAGUCUAAGCCCACGUCCAAGACGGUACGGUCGAAGCUUUGAGGAUGCAUCGUGGUUUGGUGCAUUCUGUGUCAAAGCAAUUCUGAUUUUGGUUUGAAGCUGGAAAACUUGAAGAAAAAAAAGAACAAAACAAUUGAAAUUUCCAAAAAUGUAAAAAAAAAUCGAACA